CAACAUGGGUGACGAGGAGGUGACAGCGCUGGUGAUUCUCGCCGAAGGUGCGGAGGAGAUGGAGACCGUAAUCUCGGUCGACGUCAUGCGCCGCGGAGGGGUGAGGGUCGCUCAGAAAUUUCGCAAACAUGGUCCCUAUGAUGUGGUUGUAUUACCUGGAGGACUAGGAGGGGCAAAGAACCUGGCUGCUUCCCCCAAGGUGAAGGAAGUGUUACAGGAGCAGGAAGGGAAGGGAUCCCUGGUGGCUGCCGUGUGUGCAGGUCCCACAGCGUUGGUGAGCCAUGGCAUCGGGAAGGGCAAGACUGUCACCUCUCACCCCAGUGUGCAGAAGGUUAUGGAAGAAGCUGGCCACCCCUACACAGAAGCCCGUGUGUCCAGAGAUGGCCACAUCAUCACCAGCAGGGGGCCCGGAACCUGCUUUGAGUUUGCUCUGCAGAUCGUAGAGACGCUCCGAGGCAAGGAAGUGGCUGACAAACUGGUCUCUCCCAUGCUGGUCAAACUGUAGUUCUGUCCUCUAUCGAUCCUCCAGGGAUCUAAAGCAUUUGUUGUGUAGACAUGGCUAUCAAAGAAACUUGAAAAUCUUGACACUGAAAUGGUGAAUUAGAUAUGUCAUGUUGCUACUGUAAUAACGGUUGAAACUGUAGGAAAAGUAAGAAAUAUUGUGGUUUAAAAUUAAGUCUUUGCAAUGCUGUGGUGAGUAUUAUUUUCUUAUCACUGUAGAAACAAUAAUGCUUUCAAAAAGAGCUGUAAGCUAUGUAUGAUGAAAAAAGCUGUGCUUUUAAAUGGAAAACAUCAAGCAUGCUACUAGUAGAUUGCUUGUAAAAUUCUCUUUGCAAAUCCACUAUUGUGUUCUUUAAAUGAGUCGCGGAAGGUCAAGGUGUUCUUUGAUUCUGGGAGAAGUAAA
Branchiostoma floridae (Florida lancelet) is the source of this 904-nucleotide messenger RNA. Its product is annotated as Parkinson disease protein 7 homolog. The record is from RefSeq and is a predicted model, not a curated record. The transcript is spliced from 6 exons. Gene Ontology annotation, cellular component: cytosol; nucleus. Bases 5 to 505 code for a protein of 166 amino acids. NCBI's taxonomy places the organism in Eukaryota, Metazoa, Chordata, Leptocardii, Amphioxiformes, Branchiostomatidae. Gene Ontology annotation, molecular function: protein deglycase activity. Gene Ontology annotation, biological process: protein deglycation, glyoxal removal; guanine deglycation, glyoxal removal.